Molecule: messenger RNA, 1783 nt
Organism: Galeopterus variegatus (Sunda flying lemur)
Lineage: Eukaryota; Metazoa; Chordata; Mammalia; Dermoptera; Cynocephalidae
Gene: CDC25A
Product: cell division cycle 25A
Exons: 15
Coding region: 1-1401 (466 amino acids)
Biological process (GO): positive regulation of G2/MI transition of meiotic cell cycle; positive regulation of G2/M transition of mitotic cell cycle; G2/M transition of mitotic cell cycle
Cellular component (GO): cytoplasm; nucleus
Molecular function (GO): protein tyrosine phosphatase activity
Source: RefSeq, a predicted model, not a curated record
AUGGAGGCACUGUUCGGUGCGCCAGCUGCUGGGGGGUUGUCGCCUGUCACCAACCUGACGGUCACCAUGGACCAGCUGCGGGGGCUGGGCAGUGAGUAUGAGCAGCCACUGGAGGUGAGAAACAACAGCAGUCUGCAGAGAAUGGGUUCCUCCGAGUCAACCGAUUCAGGUUUCUGUCUGGAUUCUCCUGGGCCUUUGGACAGUAAAGAGAACCUUGAAAAUCCUAUGAGGAGAAUAAAUUCCCUACCUCAGAAGCUUUUGGGAUGUAGCCCAGCUCUGAAGAGGAGCCAUUCUGAUUCUAUUGACCAUGACAUCUUUCAGCUCAUUGACCAGGAUGAGAACAAGGAAAAUGAAGCCUUUGAGUUUAAGAAGCCAAUAAGACCUGCAUCUCGUGGCUGCCUGCACUCUCAUGGACUUGAGGAGGGUAAAGAUCUCUUCACACAGAGGCAGAAUUCUGCCCCAGCUCAGAUGCUUUCCUCAAAUGAAAGAGAUAGCAACGAACCAGGAAAUUUUGUUCCUCUUUUUAUGCCCCAGUCACCUGUGACAGCCACUUUGUCUGACGAGGACGAUGGCUUCAUGGACCUUCUCGAUGGAGAGAAUCUGAAGAAUGAUGAAGAGACCCCGUCGUGCAUGGCAAGCCUCUGGACAGCUCCCCUUGUCAUGAGAAGAACUACGAACAUUGGAAAUCGAAGCAAGCUGUUUGACUUCCCUUCCCUGUGUAGCUCCAGCACUCGGUCAAUGUUAAAGAGACCAGAAAGAUCUCAAGAGGAGUCUCCACCCGGAAAUACAAAGCGAAGGAAGAGCAUGGCUGGGGCCAGUCCUGAAGAGGCAGCUAGUCCAGAGAAGACCCAUGAGGGUUAUCUCUUUCAUACAGUUGCUGGAAAGCAUCAGGAUCUAAAAUACAUCUCUCCAGAAAUUAUGGCAUCUGUUUUGAAUGGCAAGUUUGCCAGCCUCAUUAAAGAGUUUGUUAUUAUUGACUGCAGAUACCCAUAUGAAUAUGAGGGAGGCCACAUCAAGGGUGCAGUGAACUUGCACAUGGAAGAAGAGGUUGAAGACUUCUUACUCAAGAAGCCCAUUGUACCUACUGAUGGCAAGCGUGUCAUCGUCGUAUUCCACUGCGAGUUUUCUUCUGAGAGGGGCCCCCGCAUGUGCCGAUAUGUCAGAGAAAGAGAUCGGCUUGGUAAUGAAUACCCCAAACUCCACUACCCUGAGCUUUAUGUCCUGAAAGGGGGAUACAAGGAGUUCUUCCUGAAAUGCCAGUCUCACUGUGAGCCCCCCAGCUAUCGGCCCAUGCACCAUGAGGACUUUAAAGAAGACUUGAAGAAGUUCCGCACCAAGAGCAGGACCUGGGCAGGGGAAAGGAGCAAAAGGGAGAUGUACAGUCGUCUAAAGAAGCUCUGAAGACAGUGGUGCCAGACAGCAGCAGCCUGAGCAUCCCUCCCACUUUCCACUCUUUGCUGCAGAGAAACUUGAGCAAAGAGGCCAGUUGUGUGACAUUUGGAGAGAAGGCCUGGCGCUUCCCUGCCUUAAACCUACCUCCUACACUCCCAAGGUUGGAGCCCAGGGCAUCCUGCUGGGUGUACCCCUUCUGUCCCUGUAAGACGCCCUCCUUCCACAUCAGGACUGUCUGCCAAGGCUGUCACAUGUCACAGCACAGUUCUGAGCACCACAUCAAGCUGUUCUGACUCAUCAUCCUCCACAGCUGGAUGAAGCAGCAGUUGGGGCCUUACUGGGCUCUGGGCUCACGAGUGGAGGGGAAAGAAAGAGUAGAGAGGAGUAACAC